Messenger RNA from Oxyura jamaicensis (ruddy duck), 3294 nucleotides. RefSeq names its product bromodomain testis associated (gene BRDT). The record is from RefSeq and is a predicted model, not a curated record. The transcript has 18 exons. Bases 130 to 2970 code for a protein of 946 amino acids. Gene Ontology annotation, biological process: chromatin remodeling; positive regulation of transcription elongation by RNA polymerase II. Gene Ontology annotation, cellular component: chromatin; nucleus. NCBI's taxonomy places the organism in Eukaryota, Metazoa, Chordata, Aves, Anseriformes, Anatidae.
UGUUGAGGAGCAAAACAAGGUGAAUAGAUUAUAAAGGCUUCUCUGUUUCACCCUCUAAAGCUGUGUUCUUCCUUUUCCUUUUAGAUGGAAAGGAAAUGAGGUUUGGUUUUCCUUAAAACCACAGGUUAGAUGUAUAAUGAAGAUAUUGGAACAAGUGGAUAUACAUCCUUGCUGAAGAUGUCUCUCCCAAGCCAGCAACGUUCCAAAAUUGUUAACCCUCCUCCACCAGAAUAUAUGAACAAUAAAAAUAGUGGUUGUCAAACAAACCAACUUCAGUACUUACAGAGAGUGGUCAUGAAAGCCAUGUGGAGACAUAACUUUUCCUGGCCAUUUCAUCAGCCUGUAGAUGCAGCAGCACUGAAUCUUCCUGAUUACUACAGUAUUAUAAAGAAACCUAUGGACCUGAGCACAAUUAAAAAGCGUCUGGAACAUAAUUACUAUGCAAAAGCAGCAGAAUGCAUUGAGGACUUCAAAACUAUGUUCUUGAACUGCCACAUAUAUAACAAGCCAGGUGAUGACAUUGUGUUUAUGGCCCAAGAACUAGAAAAAGUGUUUAUGCAGAAAAUAGCACAAAUGCCACCAGAAGAAAGACUACUGAUUCCGAACAAAGGAAAGAGAAAAGGAAAGUCAUCAGAAGAAACUCAGCAGCCCAAGCCUAGGACUUCAACUAAACAGUGCACAAUGCAGAAACAAGCUGACAGUGGUGAGCAGCCUCCAGUGACAGCUCAAGAAUUACAGCAGGUUACACUAACUCCUUUGUCUGCAGCUCAGCUGACUGCUUCAAUGCCAGCUACAGUCCCUAUAACAAAAACAAAAAAAGGUGUGAAGAGGAAGGCUGAUACUACAACUCCUGCAACCUCAAUAUUCAAAGCAAGCAGUGAAUCUUCAGCAACAUUUAAUGAAAGUAAAGCUAUUAAAGCAUGCAGAGGUGAUGAUGAAUGCAUGAUACCAAGUAAGCUUCUGAAGAGGGACUUGCCAGAUUCUCAACAGCCACGUGGAUUUCUUAAAAAACAGUUAUCAGAACAACUAAAACAUUGUAAUGAAAUCCUUGAAGAAAUGUUUUCAGAGAAACAUUCGGCAUAUGCGUGGCCCUUCUUAAAAUCUGUGGAUGUUGCAUCCUUCUCACUUGGCAAGGAACAAGGGAUCACCAAAUGUCCUACAGACCUAGGAACCAUUAAGAAAAAAAUGGAUAAUUUUGAAUAUAGAGAGAUACAAGAAUUUGCCACAGAUGUUAGGUUAAUGUUCAUGGAUUACUACAAACGUAAUUCUCCAGACCAUGAAGCAGUUGCUAUGGCAAGAAAACUUCAGGAUGUUUUUGAGAUGCGCUUUGCCAAAAUUCCUGAUGAACCUGCUGCAAGUGUUUCUCUCCCACUAUGCACAAGAGAAAUAAGAAAAGCUUAUUCUAGUGACAGCAGUAGUGAUGACUCCUCUGAAGAGAAAUCAUCUGAAGACUCUGAAAAGGAGAGAAGAGUGCACCUUGCAAAGCUUCAGGAGCAACUUAAAGCUGUUCACCAGCAGCUACGGGCUUUGACCAGAGCAUCCUUACCUAGACUGAAAAGGAAAAAAGAGAAGGCUAAAAGGGAAAAAAGGAAGAACAAGGCAAAAUCUAAAAUAAAAAGCCUGAUUCAAAAGAAGAAAGACCUAAAACACAAGUCCAAGAAAAAGCAGUCUUUAAACAUUCAACCAAAGAAAACCACGCAGCAGGUCUUGUUGGCACAUAAGUCAGAAGAUGAUGGUGCCAAGCCUAUGAAUUAUGAUGAAAAAAGGCAGCUGAGUCUGGACAUAAAUAAACUCCCUGGAGAUAGGCUGGGGAAAGUAGUCCAUAUAAUACAGUCAAGAGAACCUUCUCUGAGGAACUCUAACCCUGAUGAGAUAGAAAUAGACUUUGAAAAUUUAAAAGCUUCAACACUCAGAGAACUAGAGAAAUAUGUGGCAACCUGUUUGAGGAAGAAACCAAGAAAGCAGCAUGCUAAAAAAUCGGUGAUGUCAAAAGAACAACUUCCUUCUGAAAGGAAACAAGAGCUAGAGAAGAGACUACUGGAUGUCAAUGGUCAGCUGAACCUGAAGAAAGGAAACUGCAAAUUUGAAAGCAAUGCUGAAUCUGGUAUUGGACCAAGCCGACUGAGUGACAGCAGCAACAGUAGCAGCUCCUUGGACUCUGGCAGCAGUACUAGCAGUGAUUCUAUCUCCUCAGAUAGCAGCGACUCUGAAUCAGAAACAUGCUCAAAACAGAAUGAAACCAGGCAGAACUGUCCAAUUUCUAUGGAGCAACCUCAGAGAAUAUCACUGGGCUUACAGAAGAUGCCCUGUGAUGCUGUUCUGCAAGCACAGCCCUCAACUUCUACUGGUAGCUUGCAAAUUUCUGGAUCGUCUGAAUUGCAGCAGCCAUCUCCAAAUAUGCUACAGAGGCUUCAGCCCUUACAGAGUAGAUUUCUUAAACCACCAGAACAAAAUGCCCAGUCUCCCUCAGGUUAUUGUAACACACCUAAUGGUCAAAAUGUUCUAGAGACAAAAUUCCAAUUUUCUCCAGAAAAGGAUACAAGAAUUAAAAAUAUAGAUUCCUGGGUAAGCUUAUGUAAAACAAUGAUGCUUCCAGCUCCAAUAAAGACAUCUGCUGAGAGCUUCAAACAAUUCAGGAAAGCGGCAUUAGAGAAAAAGGAUGGGCAAGCCCAGGAAUUAAAAAGGCCUCUGGUGCAAGCUGAGAGGGAACUGCAAAACCUUCCUCAAGAAAAAGAGAGGAGCCAUGAAGGCACAGGAUUGGAUGUCAUAGCAAUAAAAGACUGUGAGUCCCCAAAAGAAGAGGAUAAGACCAAACUACUGCCAGAAGCUCAACAACACGCUCUCAUUCAAGACCGUAACUUGGCUAGAAAAAUCGAACAAGAACGCAGAAGGAGAGAAGCAUAUUGUACGACUGAAUUUAAAAACUACAGUGUGAUGAAGAUCUUACUAGAUUCAGAAAAGGACUUCUGAAGCUUUCAUCCUGUUCAAUGCUUUUCAGAGAGAACUUCAGCAAUGUGCUUAUGCAAACUUGUAGUAAUGGGAAGCAUACACUUUUUUGGAAAGAAGUUUUGUGGGCUGUUCUUAGAUCUUUCUAUUUGGCCUGCAUAGUAUUCAUUACUGUCUAACUGUUCUGAAAAAUACACCACUUUGCUUUCUUACAGAUGGCUUGCACAAUUGAUAUGAAUUUGCAGAGUGACAUUAUGGCAAGUUUUGAAGAAAGUCUUGAAUGAAAGCUGUAGUUAAUAUAGAACUUAACCUUGACUCUACUACCAACCGCAUAACUUUGAAAAUGCA